AUGACGGUGGGGAGAUUUGCUGCAGCCGGAGAAUGCGGAGAACUAGGCAGCCAGGUAUUUUACCCCAGAUCAUCCUCAGACACAGAGACCGAGGAAGAACCACAUGAGAAUGGAAUUGUCUUCCACAGGACUGGAAAACUGAAGGAUUUCCUCCAAGAAGAGACUGAAACAGACUUGACUACUUCUGACUCAGACGACUGCUUUUAUGAGAUUUUGCAGGCACAGAAGAAAAAAAACAGACACUGCUCAUUGAAACUAAACUCGGUAGAUGAGGCAAAGCUGGACAAGGAGAGGGUUGAAGCCUCUAGAGAGGAUGAAGAUUUGGAGUAUUUUUUCCAAGAUAAUAACAGAAGGAGACCACAGGCCCAGUUUUAUCAGUCUUUUAUCUCUGACAACCCAAAGUCCAGCUCCUUGAGUGACCUUACACAAGAAAGCCUGUAUGGUCAAGCAAGGUGUCACUCGGCUUCUGGCCACUGUCCGCCACAUAGGAGUACUCUGGCCUGGGUCUCCUCUGUUACUACCCCAGAGCCCUUUCAGAUGACUGUGCGAGAAUCACUCAAGAAAUCCCGAUGUCUGCCAUCUUGUGCCUCAUUUGAACAAAGAAAACAACAAGCAAAGAAGCAGAACCAAGAGGAAGCUGAGUGCCAGAAGAAAUUCCAGGCUCAGCCAGUGCCUGCUCAUGUCCAUCUGCCCCUCUAUCAGGAAAUCAUGGAACGGAACGAGGCCCGGAGACAAGCAGGAAUCCAGAAAAGGAAAGAAUUGCUCCUGUCUUCUCUUAAGCCCUUCAGCUUCCUGGAGAAGGAAGAGCAAAAAAAGGAAGCCAUUCGACAGAAGGGCUCAGCAGCAAUGAUUCAAUCAAAGUCUUCAAAGCAAAAAGUCACCAAAAAGAUCCCCAAGUCGGUCUUGGAGCCAGCCCUGGGUGACAAGCUCAAAGAAUCUGAACUGUGCAGGAAGCUCCGUAUCCAGAGAAGGGCUGCUGACCUCCUGCAGACAGCUUCAUCCCCCAUCACUUCUAAUAGAUACACUGAUCCAAAGUCACGAAUAUCCACUCGAACAUGGCAAGAAAAACUCGGUUUCCUGCAGAGAGACUUUGCUUUCCAACCAAGGGUGAAUCCCAGUGUCCCUGAUUUUCAAGGUCUUUACUGGGCCUUCCAAAAAGAAGCUGCCCAAAAAAGGGAGACCCGAGAGGCAACACAGAACAAACCAUUCCACCUGAGAACUGCUAAUCUUCAUCACUGUCAGAGGCCCAACAAGGAAGCAGCAGAACCAAAGAAUGCUUCACAGACAUCCAGGGCUCCGUUACAAAGGAGCCGUUCUCUGAAUGGCCUUGCCUCCCUCUCCCCUAACACCCUUCCAGUACAUAUCACAGAUGCCACCAGGAAAAGGGAAUCUGCUGUCAGAUGCUCACUUGAAGAAAAGAAAGAAAAAGAGAAUGAGAGUGCCCGCUGGUUAGAGCAACAUAGGAAGAAAUGUCGAUCUAUGUUUAAAUCUGUGACCUCACGAGCAAAAGCCAUGGAUCCUCAUAAAAGCUUGAAGGAGACAUACAGAGCAAAACUGAAAGAGAACUGGCUCAAUGACCAAAAGAGAACAAAAGAGUAUAAGGAAGAACUGGAGAAAAUGAAGAGGAGAGUCCAAAAUAGACCCUAUCUCUUUGAACAAGUGACCCAGAUCUGUGCCAGGAAAGAGGCCGAGCGCAGAUACCGAGACAUAUUACGGAAGGUUGGUUUAGAUGAGGACUUUGUGAGGAAGAAAGGAGAAGAUGCCAUUGACUUGGAAUGGAGUGAGGAAGACAAGGAAGGAGCUGAUUCUCCCAGCCUCCGUGAAGCCAGGGAACUCUCCAGCAGUAGCCCACAGCAAGAUUCAGAAGAAUCCUUAGAAGAAAUGAAACAUACUCCCUUGGAGGAAGAUUUCAUGGACCUGCCCUUGGAAUCACCAGAUGCUUUGAAACAACUUGUCUGAUUGUUUUCCUCUUGUUACUGGAAAAAAAAAAGGCUAAGACGCAAGGUUGGGGUUUUGAGAGAGGAUAGACUAAGAAGCAAUGGAGACUUCCUGGAGAAUUGUUUUACAUGUGAGCCUGCGAGUUCAUAUUUAAACUCAUACAGUUUUGGAGCACUAUAGAAAGCACCCAUUC
Molecule: messenger RNA, 2131 nt
Organism: Gracilinanus agilis (Agile Gracile Mouse Opossum)
Lineage: Eukaryota; Metazoa; Chordata; Mammalia; Didelphimorphia; Didelphidae
Gene: FAM161B
Product: FAM161 centrosomal protein B
Exons: 9
Coding region: 1-1959 (652 amino acids)
Biological process (GO): cilium organization
Cellular component (GO): cilium
Source: RefSeq, a predicted model, not a curated record